This is a messenger RNA of Rhopalosiphum maidis (corn leaf aphid), 1899 nucleotides long. RefSeq names its product ecdysone-induced protein 74EF-like. The record is from RefSeq and is a predicted model, not a curated record. Lineage: Eukaryota; Metazoa; Arthropoda; Insecta; Hemiptera; Aphididae. Bases 90 to 725 code for a protein of 211 amino acids. The transcript is spliced from 2 exons.
UACAGAUAACCAAGUUGAAAAUCGACAGCAAUCCAUUUGCCAAAGGUUUCCGGGAUUCGUCGAGGCUGACCGAAUUCGAAAGGGAAACGAUGGAGUCGAUGUUGAGCGAGCACCAUAUGCUCAGGACGCCGUUGUUGGACCCGGGCGGCGGUCUCAGUCAGCUGACCGCCGAAGAACGGGCUGUGCUGGCAGCCAGGUCACAGCUGUUCCUGCGGGCGGCAGCGGCCGCGGCCGCAGUGAGCGGCCCGUACGGCCCGUUAUGCGGCAUAUACAACGCGGCCGCGGCGGCCGGCGGCCAACACCUGUGGAACCAGUGGGCGUCCAUGCAGGGCCCGGCCGGUCUCUACCAACAGUUGGCCGCGGCCGGCGGCGGCGGUCCCACGGCCAUGGCGGCGGCUGCGGCCGCUGCAGCCGCCGCCGCUCAUCAUCAGCAGCAGCAGCAGCAGCAGCACCACCACCAUCAGCAGCAGCAGCAGCAACAACAACAACAACAACAGCACCACCAUCACCAACAACAACAACAACACCACCAGAGUUUGUACCAACAACACCAAGCGGCGGCAGCGGCCGCUAACGGAUUCAGGUUUUCGCCGUACUUGGUGACACCGCCACAACUGUCAGCGGUGCCGGCCGCGGUCCGGUCGCCGUCGCCGUCCUCGCCGGACACGGCCUGUUCGUCAGACCGUUCGCCUCUCGGUGGCGGCCACCGGACGACGCCGCACUAGUAACACCGGAAGCAUCCUUCCCGCGUGCAUGUGCGCUGUAGACCGGAAACGAUUCGUGUAUUAUAUUUUUGUUUACAUUUAUACGAUAAUAAUACUAUAUUGUAUCUGUAAAAAUGGCAAACGGUAAAAAAAAAGAAGUCCGAGUAAAAAAAUUGUUUAAAAUAAAUAGAUACUUAAACUAAAUGAUUUUAUUCGUCAAAUUAUUUUUUGAUUUAUAUUCAUAUGGAUUUCCUUCGUUUGGCCAUCGGAUUUUUAUCGUUGUUUAUUCAUAUAUAUUUUUCCUAAUAUCCCGUAAGACUUCGGACCUCCGAGUCGGGUUUGCAAUGUGUAUAAAACAAUAUAUAUAUAUAUAUAUUAUUAUCGUGUACAGCGUUUUUCGUCUGUUAGUUUUCGCGAUGACGGUCGACGGCCGUCGUCCCGGAUUUCCGGUAUUCUACGGCCGAAACACUGGCCGGAAACGGGUCGAGUGUAGUCAAUCGAUGAUCGCCGAUGAUAGAUUGUACGACCGAUGCCUUUUCACCGUUUUGUAUAUAUAUAUAUGUGUAUGGGAUUAUGCCAUACCGGUGCUGAUGACGGAAAACGUUCAAAGUUUCUUUUUUUCUUUUUCCAUUUUUAAUUUCCUUUUUAACGUUAUCAUUAUUACUAUUAUGUAUAUUAUGUACAUCACCAUGUCGAUGAUGGUCGAUUUACCGCAAGUGUGACUCGAUAUGUCGUUGUAUUAUUCGUUUUAUUAUUAUAAUUAUAAUUAUUAUUAUUAUUAUUAUUAUUACGUAUUUUCGAAUGUCCGACGCCGCCGUCGGUCUUUUAAACGAUAUUUAACAUACCGUGAUGAUGUCGUGCUUGAGAUAAUAAUAUAUUAAUAUUAUUGUCGUACGUGUCGAAUCGUUCAACAACAAUAUUAUUACCUACCUAUAUAUUAUACAUUAUUAUUAUUAUUAUUAUUAUUAUUAUUGAAUAUUAUUAUGUUAUUAUCAUCAUUAUAAAUACUAUUGUGUUUUACUCGCACCAGCGUUUCGCGUAUCCACUGCCAGAACAUUGAAAUACUAUAUGUGCUUGUGUCUGUCUAUACCUAUUAUUAUGUAAGUACGUCAUAUUAUAUAACGAAAAAACUACAAUAAUAUUAUCUGUAUAAUCCGUAAUAUAUAUUUUAUGUAAUAAUAUGUUUACAAAUAAA